This is a messenger RNA of Gigantopelta aegis, 1364 nucleotides long. RefSeq names its product dehydrogenase/reductase SDR family member 1-like. Lineage: Eukaryota; Metazoa; Mollusca; Gastropoda; Neomphalida; Peltospiridae. The transcript has 10 exons. The record is from RefSeq and is a predicted model, not a curated record. Bases 84 to 1079 code for a protein of 331 amino acids.
UUUUCCCCGUGUCAAAGUACAGGUCUAACAUUUGUGUUGUAUCAAAGUUCGAGGUAGUUUAUGCUAUACAAAAAACAGACGAGAUGAAAACUCUCAAAGGAAAGAUAUGUCUGGUAACUGGAGCAACCCGAGGUAUAGGUCGUGGUAUUGCACUACAGCUGGGCGAGGCUGGAGCAACAGUAUAUAUCACAGGUCGCACACUGACCACUCCACCUGACGAUCCUGUAGGUGGCAGUUUAACAGACACAGCAGCUGAGAUAGAAAAACGUGGCGGCGAGUGUAUCCCUAUCCAGUGUGACCACAGUAAAGAUGAGGAUGUCAAGAAACUCUUCGAGCGAGUCAAGUCGGAGCAGAAUGGAAAGCUAGAUCUUCUCGUGAACAACGCUUAUGCAGCGGUUUCUGCAAUAGCUGAUCACUACAAGGUUCCAUUUUGGGAGCAGCCAUUAGACAUUUGGGACACAGUUAAUAAUGUGGGAUUGAGAAACACUUAUAUGUGUGCUGCACAUGCUUCCAAGCUGAUGGUUCCCUCUAAACAAGGCCUCAUUGUGAACAUUUCGUCGGCUGGUGGACUAGUCUACCUCUUCAAUGUGGCAUAUGGUGUCGGCAAAGAAGCGUGUGACAGGAUGGCUGCUGAUUGCUCCGUGGAACUGAAGAAACACAACGUAGCGUUUGUUAGUCUGUGGCCAGGACCGGUGAAAACGGAGAAAUUACUGUACAAUUUCCAAAUCAACAAGUACGGAGAUGGAAGUGAAAGUGCACAUCUUAAGGAAUUCUUUUUAAAUCAUGGUGAAUCAACAGAAUAUGCAGGAAAAUGUAUCGUCCAUCUAGCCAGUGAUCCCAACAUUAUGAAAAAGUCGGGUCGAAUCCUGCUGGCUGCCGAUGUCGGUGAUGAAUACGGAUUUGUUGAUAUUGAUGGUCGGACACCCUACAACAUGAGAUGUAUCUCCGACUUCCUAAAGACGAUGAAGAUGAACUGGCUUGCCUGGAUCACACCACGAUGUUUGAAACUGCCUCUGUGGGUCUUGCCCUUGAUGGGAAACAAGUUCAAAACUCCCUCAGUGUACACAAUGGAGAAAUAAAACCUCCUUCUCAAAGGGACUGUCCUGAGUUUGCAGCCAUUGUAAGAUAUUUCGGACUAACCGAGUCUGUUUGGCUACUAAAAUUAAUUAUUAUCCGUAUAUUAUCCAACAUAACCAAUUUAAUAAAACACAUGCGAAGCACAGAGUAAUAACAAUUGUGAUGACAUAAUUUUGGGAAGCAACAUCAUAGCUUAGACUAACUGGCCUUGGUGGUGUCGUGGUUAGGCCAUCGGACAUAAGGCUGGUAGGUACAGGGUUUGCAACUUGGUACCGGCUCCCACCCAG